GGUUGCCUUCCUAUACAAGUAGGGGAGCCCAUAGUUUCUGAAACCUGAUUCUUUCUGCAUGCAGGAGCAGUCACCCACCCUCAUGGCGCCUUCUAAAAACGCCUUUCAUCUAUUUCUUUGCUUGCUCUUGCUGUGUCCUCUUGCUGCAUUAUCUCAAGGACUAUCUAGGCCGUGGCUGAAUCAUGGUGGAGAUUUGUUCAACAGAAGAUUCGCCUCUAAGGAACGUAAGAUCAGCCCUGAAACAGUUCACAAACUUUCUUUGAAGUGGAAAUUCUAUACUGGCGAUGAUGUUUCUGCAACUCCGGCCAUUUUCAACGGGACUCUUUAUUUUCCAAGUAGAAACGGUAACAUCUAUGCAGUGAAAGAGGACGACGGGUCUCUUGUCUGGCAGCAAAACGUGGGAAACUUAACAGGGUUCAAUUCUACCGUGACGUUGCCUAAUAUUAAUUGGACCCUUUCAAGGUCAACUCCUACCAUAAUCUCUGACGCUGAUUUGAUUAUUGUUGGAAUCUAUGGCCCCGCUGUUGUCAUGGCUCUUCGAAGAUCAACCGGUCAGCUAGUCUGGUGGACUCGCUUGGAUAAUCACCCUGUAGCUUUUAUCACCAUGUCUGGAACUUAUUACAAUGGGAGUUUUUAUGUUGGCGUAUCGUCACAGGAAGAGGCCUUACCCUUUGACGAGUGCUGCGUAUUUCGCGGGAGCCUUGCAAAACUAGAUGCUCGAAGUGGUCGCAUCUUGUGGCAGACCUAUAUGCUUCCAGAUAACAAUAAACAGAGAGGAGGCUAUGCAGGAGCUGCUAUUUGGGGAAGCAGUCCCUCCAUUGAUCCAAUCCGAAAGCACGUCUACAUCGCCACCGGAAACCUGUACUCUGCCCCUGAUCAUAUCAUUCAGUGCCAAGAAAGUCAAUUAAAUCAAACGGGGCCUGUUGAUCCAGACGCUUGUAUUGAGCCCGAGAAUCACUCUGACUCCAUGCUGGCCCUCGAUCUGGAUUCCGGGAAUAUCACAUGGUACAGUCAAUUAGGAGGUUACGAUGUUGGGAUCUUCGCUUGUGCCAUUCCAACAGCUCCUCCUGACUGUCCUCCUGUAGGUGAGGAUGCUGAUUUCGGGGAGGCACCCAUGGUUCUUACUGCAUAUCAUGCCAACGGAACCAAACAAGACAUUGUCGUGGCUGUCCAAAAGAGCGGUAUUGCAUGGGCUUUGGAUCGCAACAAUGGAAGUCUCGCAUGGGCCACGCAAGCUGGACCUGGUGGUGCGAUAGGAGGAGGAGUAUGGGGUGCGGCAACGGACGGAGCAAGGGUUUACACCAACAUUGUGAACUCAGACGGCAAGAACUUCAGCCUGGUACCAUCAAACACGACGACAACGGGAGGUGGAUGGGUGGCGAUGAAUGCGAGCAAUGGGGAAAUUUUGUGGGCCACGGGGGACCCUCAUCGGAAUUUCACGAACGGACCAGUUACUGUGGCGAAUGGUGUUGUGUUCGCAGGAGCCGCAAACACAGAUGGACCUAUUUAUGCAAUGAAUGCAGAGACUGGUGAAAUUCUCUGGUCCUUCCGAACUAAUGCAACUGUCUAUGGAGGCGUGUCCGUCAACAAUGGCUGCGUCUACGUUGGUCAUGGAUAUAUUUUAGGCCUCAUCCCCUUCUUUACCCAAGGAAGCCAUGUCUUUGCCUUCUGUCUUUAAUUUCAUUUAUAUAUACUAAAUUAUAAUAUCACUCUCGUGAGUUUGAGUGUGGAAUAAUAAUGUUACUUUUACUUUU
Prosopis cineraria is the source of this 1754-nucleotide messenger RNA. RefSeq lists its product as uncharacterized. Bases 59 to 1678 code for a protein of 539 amino acids. NCBI's taxonomy places the organism in Eukaryota, Viridiplantae, Streptophyta, Magnoliopsida, Fabales, Fabaceae. The record is from RefSeq and is a predicted model, not a curated record. The transcript has 4 exons.